AUGUAUCAGCGUAAUGAUUCAAUGGUUCUUCUGUUGGCGUAUAUGGGUGUUCACCGCAUCAAGCUUCGGAUUACGGUCAAGAAUUGCUUUUACAACUGUUACAACUUGGCUAUCAAUGGAUUCAAUCACAAAAUUUUGACCGGUAACACACCCGACUUCGUGCUUGGACUUUGCAACGAGCACGAGUUGGAAGUAAAAGCAUACUUCAACGCGUUCCUGUCCAUAUUAAACGCGCGUGAAUAUUUACGCGAGAAGUUUGAUAACUCGGCGGACAUUCACCCUGAUUUCGCUGAUGCCGGUUGGAAUCAUGAAGACACCGAAGAAACGGCCACAGGAACAUACGAGCUAUCUCCAGGCGAGAUACGGUUUGCUUCACAUAAGGUUGGAAUCACUAGAGAAGAAGCUUGA
Messenger RNA from Psilocybe cubensis, 408 nucleotides. RefSeq lists its product as uncharacterized. The coding region runs from base 1 to 408 and encodes 135 amino acids. The transcript is spliced from 7 exons. NCBI's taxonomy places the organism in Eukaryota, Fungi, Basidiomycota, Agaricomycetes, Agaricales, Agrocybaceae. The record is from RefSeq and is a predicted model, not a curated record.